This is a messenger RNA of Hipposideros armiger (great roundleaf bat), 3716 nucleotides long. RefSeq names its product paired box 8 (gene PAX8). The transcript has 12 exons. Gene Ontology annotation, molecular function: RNA polymerase II cis-regulatory region sequence-specific DNA binding; DNA-binding transcription factor activity, RNA polymerase II-specific. Gene Ontology annotation, biological process: regulation of transcription by RNA polymerase II; anatomical structure development. Lineage: Eukaryota; Metazoa; Chordata; Mammalia; Chiroptera; Hipposideridae. The coding region runs from base 171 to 1526 and encodes 451 amino acids. The record is from RefSeq and is a predicted model, not a curated record.
UGGAUGGGAACAAACUUGGGACCGAGGACAGACGUGGGCCCAGGGCACCCUGGCAGAAGACCCAGGCAGUGAGGGCCUGCGGCCCCAGAUCAGGGCAGCGGCGCGGUGGGAGCGGCGGGGACCUGCGUGAGGACGCCCUGAGCUCCCGGCAGGCCAAGAGCGAGCUGGCGAUGCCUCAUAACUCCAUCAGAUCCGGCCAUGGGGGGCUGAACCAGCUGGGAGGUGCUUUCGUGAAUGGCAGACCCCUGCCCGAAGUGGUGCGUCAGCGCAUCGUGGACCUGGCCCACCAGGGCGUGCGGCCCUGUGAUAUCUCUCGCCAGCUCCGUGUCAGCCAUGGCUGUGUCAGCAAGAUCCUGGGCAGUAGGUACUACGAGACUGGCAGCAUCCGGCCUGGGGUGAUAGGUGGCUCCAAGCCCAAGGUGGCCACCCCCAAGGUGGUGGAGAAGAUCGGCGACUACAAGCGGCAGAACCCCACCAUGUUUGCCUGGGAGAUCCGAGACCGGCUCCUGGCUGAGGGCGUCUGUGACAAUGACACUGUGCCCAGUGUCAGCUCCAUCAACAGAAUCAUCCGGACCAAAGUGCAGCAACCAUUCAAUCUCCCCAUGGACAGCUGCGUGGCCACCAAGUCCCUGAGCCCAGGACACACUCUCAUCCCCAGCUCAGCUGUGACACCCCCGGAGUCACCGCAGUCCGACUCUCUGGGCUCCACCUACUCCAUCAAUGGGCUUCUGGGGAUUGCCCAGCCCAGCAGCGACAGCAAGAGGAAGAUGGACAACAGUGACCAGGAUAGCUGCCGGCUGAGCAUGGACUCCCGCAAGCACCUUCGCACAGAUGCCUUCAGCCAGCACCACCUGGAGCUGCUCGACUGUCCCCUGGAGCGACAGCUCUACCCCGAGGCCUACGCCUCCCCCAGCCACACCAAAAGCGAGCAGGGUCUCUACCCGUUGCCCCUGCUCAACAGUGCCCUGGAAGAUGGAAAGGCCACCCUGACCCCGUCCAACACACCCUUAGGGCGCAACCUAUCGACUCAUCAGACCUAUCCCGUGGUGGCAGAUCCUCACUCACCCUUCGCCAUAAAGCAGGAAAGCCCUGAGGUGUCCAGUUCUAGCUCCACCCCUUCCUCUUUAUCUAGCUCCGCCUUUUUGGACCUGCAGCAAGUCGGCUCUGGGGUCCCUGCUGGAGCCUCGGUCCCGCCCUUCAAUGCCUUUCCCCACACUGCCUCCGUGUACGGGCAGCUCGCGGGCCAGGCCCUCCUCUCAGGACGAGAGAUGGUGGGGCCCACACUGCCCGGAUACCCACCCCACAUCCCCACCAGCGGGCAGGGCAGCUAUGCCUCUUCUUCCAUCGCAGGCAUGGUGGCAGGAAGUGACUAUUCUGGCAACGCCUAUGGCCACACCCCCUACUCCUCCUACAGCGAGGCCUGGCGCUUCCCCAACUCCAGCUUGCUGAGUUCCCCGUAUUAUUACAGUUCCACACCAAGGCCGAGUGCACCACCCACCACCGCCACAGCCUUUGACCACCUGUAGUCACCAUGGGGACAGUGGGAAUUACAGGGCAGCAGGAGGACCCAGCCUGGGACAGUCCCCAGAGUGUCACCGAAAGGAAUCUUUAUUUAUUACAUGAAAAUCACAAGUCCAGCCUCACGGGUCACUCCCUGUGUGGUUGACUUAAUGAACCAUGAGCCACAGAACAGCUUCGGAGAAGGCUGGACGCUCCUCCAAGAUUCCAUUGAGGGCAGGAGUCCCAUCCCAAAAGAUACAGAAUGAGAAAUGUGGGGAGACAGGUGCGGCCAGGAGCUCGAGACAGAUGGCAGUUGGGUCCAUAGUGAGCUGAGGGCCCAGCCGUCCUUUUGUCCAGCCCACGUCAUAGCCACCCUGAGGGUCCCUCCCUCAGGGCUGCCCCAGAGCUGAGGCUCUGGCCUUCUUGGCCCCUCCUGCACCCCACCCCCUCUCUUGGCCACAGGCUGAGUGCUGGGUCCAGUCAACCAGAAGCUCUAACUGGUGAUCAGGGGGCCUCCUCCUGCCUGCUGCUAGGAUGCAAAAGAGCACUGACUUGUCACACUGGGAGACAGGUUUCCCAAAGGGCCCAGGCAGAGCAGCCCUGUGGCCCACACAGCCCAACCAAGGAGGCCCCACUGAGGAGACCCCUGUGCCCCCAGCCAGCAAUGUAGUUUCCCUCUCCUACUUGCCCGGGCUUGCGUUUCAAGGCCUGACUGUAAAUACUGUAAAUGCAGCUCUGUGUGGGCCUGCUUCCCUGUGUGUACUUGGGCCUCUCACUGAAUUGUCCCUUUGCCGUGCUGGGUUUCUCUCCUCGCUGCUUCUUUCUAUUUGAAAGGCUGCCCACCAUUGCCGCUUAACUCAAUAAACCACGACUCCAUUUCAGGCUCUGGGGUUGGCUAGGAAGUCCCCGGGGCUGGAGCCCCCACUCUGACUCGUGCAUGUCGCACACCACCUAGCCUAUGCUUUGUCUUCUGCAGCUCUGAGUAAAUGCAAGUAUAAAAUAAGCACAAGGACAGUCCCAGCCAGUCGUAUUCACCCAAAUAGCGUGGAGGCUGGUGACCACCUGCCCGGGCACGGUGCACAGAAGCAACCUGUGACCUGGUGGUAUGUGGGGGGAGAUGAUGUGCACUAUGCUGUACUGUGCCAGGUGCAGUGUGGAGUCCUCACACCAAAGAAGGUGGGAUUGGCCCCAUUUUACAUGUGGGGAAACUGAGGCUCAGAAAAAAAUGAAACAACUUGCCCGAGGGGGGAGCGGUGGACUCAAUGAAGUUCUUUUACUGUAAGUCCAGCACUUCCAACACUGCAGGGCCCUGGUCAGGCUGCCGGAGGGUCCUAAACACAGGGGAGCCAUGGAGAGGCAUGGGGUGGCCGGGACAGGAUGAAGGGGAGUAAGCCCACAGGGACAGCCCUUUCUAAGUUCUGGAGAACAAAGGGGCACAUACUAUGGUGACUGCAAGGGCUCUGCUCCACAGGGUGCCUGGCCCCCCAGGUGCUGUGUGCUAUCUGUAUGGACCCUCUCCACGUGGGAUCCCAAAAACAAGGGGCAGGGCUCUGGCUGGAUGCCAAGGUGAAUUUGACAGCUGGACAGACAGAAACUGGGGUUGAGUCAGAGGGAAGGUAUCUUCACCCCCAACACACACAGCACCCGGGGACUCUAAGGCUGGGAGGUAGGAAAGGCCAGGGGUGCUUACCAAGAACAGCAUGGAGCCACGGGGUGGGGGGACCCUCCCACGGAGGCAACUGGUCCCUGCCUCUUCUGAGGGGGUGCGAGAUGAGGCUGGUCCUUCAACAAUGGGGCUUCCCUCUCGCUACAAGCCUAGCAGCGGGACUGGACCCCAUUAUGCCUGAGGCUCCUUGCACUCUGGAACCUCUGCAUCCGAGGCCCUGAGGCAGCCCCCACCUGGUUCUGGGGCCACAGUGAACCCCACCCAUGAAUCACUGAGAUGCAGGGCACCCAGGGAGCUUCUGGGGCUGGCUUUCUCUGACCCCAAAGGAAAAAGGGACUUGUGCUGUGCUUGUGCUGUGGGUGACAUGGUUCAGUACUCCCUUUCCUGCCCCUCCUGUUCCAGGCACACACUCAGCCCUGGGACAGCUCAGGCAGGGGAGUUAGUGCCACUGCUUACGCUGGGCCUGCCGAGGGUGCCCCUCUGCUUCCUCCCCACACGCCUUUCCCACCAUCCACCUUGUCCUGGGACGGGGGCUCCCUCACCCUCGGAA